Messenger RNA from Hippoglossus stenolepis (Pacific halibut), 4069 nucleotides. It is a transcript of the gene elmo3, whose product is annotated as engulfment and cell motility 3. The record is from RefSeq and is a predicted model, not a curated record. Lineage: Eukaryota; Metazoa; Chordata; Actinopteri; Pleuronectiformes; Pleuronectidae. Bases 278 to 2422 code for a protein of 714 amino acids. Gene Ontology annotation, biological process: actin filament organization; cell motility. The transcript is spliced from 21 exons.
CGAAGCUUCGCGUGAACGACUCGGACCAACCCGGAACUUUAAAGUGACCUAAUCUCUGCUGGAAACUCGCAACAAGGAGUUUUCCCUGCCGCUGCUCCGACCUCCUCCGAUGUGUCCGGGAGGAAAACACACGUUUCACUCCUGAGCUUUUUCCUCCUGGAGGCGAAAGCGAAGUUCCAAUGCUCGAGGCUCCGGCCGCGGCGGCUCCUGCAGGACAGUAGCCUCGACCCGGCCCUUCUCCCCAGAUUACAGAGUGGUGGAAUCACAAGGUGCCAAGAUGCCACAGCAGAAGGACAUCGUGAAGAUUGCCAUCCAGAUGCCUGGGGCCUAUCCCCAGCUCAUACAACUGGAUCAGAAAAAGCCUCUGUCGGCUGUAAUAAAGGAAGUGUGUGAUGGCUGGAAUCUCCCAGGUCCUGACAACUACGCCCUGCAGUAUGCUGAUGGAGUGCAAACGUACAUCACUGAAUCAAAUCGUCUGGACAUUAAGAACGGCUGCAUUCUGCGUCUGACCAAGGCCCCGGGUCGCUGUGCGGAGGACUUGUUCAAGGGCAUCCAGAGCUCGGACUCGGGCGUGCGCUGCGAUUCGCUGAAGGAGCUGGCGAACGUCUCCACAGACGUGACCUUCGCUCAGGAGUUCAUCAGCAGAGACGGACACCUCUUACUGGUCAAGAUAGUGGAGGAUUCUAAGGAGAGUAAUGUGAUCAUGACGCACACACUGACAGGCUUCAUGGAGCUGAUGGAUCACGGGAUAGUUUCUUGGGAGAACCUCUCAACCAUCUUCAUCAAGAAGAUCGCCAGCUUUGUCAACGCUAAGUCGACAGACGCGUCAAUGCAGCAGGUGUCCCUGGACAUCCUGGAGAGCAUGGUGCUGAGCAGUCACGGCCUCUUCCAACAGGUCAAACAGGAAGUCACCAUGGAGAGGCUGGUCGCUCAUCUCCAGGUGACCAACCAGCAGAUCCAGACCAAAGCCAUGGCCCUGCUCAUGGCCCUGCUGCAGACGGCCGGAGACUCCGACAGACAGGAUAUGUUUGCUUUCCUGAAUAAGAAGAAUCUGCGUCAGUACAUUUAUAAGAACAUCAUCCAUAGUUCUGGUGCAGUCCAGGACGAGAUGGCCCACUACCUCUACGUCCUACAGUCGGUCACGUUGAAUCACCUGGAACCUCGCAUGAGGACGCCUCUGGACAGUUACAGUCAGGAUCAAAGAGACGUCCUCCACGGUUUGCGUCAGGCGGCGUUUGAGACAGAGACUGAAAACAGCUUGAGCAACGAGAGGCGCCGCUCGCUCUGUGCUAAAGAGUUCAAGAAACUGGGCUUCUCUAACAACAGUAACCCUGGUCAGGACUUGGUGCGGACACCUCCUGGUCUUGUGGCUUUGGACACCAUGUCUUAUUUUGCUUCACGCUAUCCUGAUGCCUACAGCAGGUUUGUUCUGGAGAACAGCAGUAGAGAGGACAAACACGAGUGUCCGUUUGCCAGGAGCAGCAUUCAGCUCACACUCAUCCUGUGUGAGAUUCUUCGUAUCGGAGAGCCACCCUCAGAGACGGGAGCUGACUACCACCCCAUCUUCUUCAGUCAGGACCGACUCGUGGAGGAGCUCUUCUGCGUCUGUAUCCAGCUGCUCAACAAGACCUGGAAGGAGAUGAGAGCCACACAGGAGGACUUUGACAAGGUGAUGCAGGUGGUGAGGGAGCAGAUCACCCGGACGUUGUCCAGUAAGCCCACGUCCCUGGAGCUCUUCAAGAACAAGGUCAACGCUCUCAACUACGGCGAGAUCCUCAAACUGCGGCAGACGGAGCGGCUGCACCAGGAGGAGACGCUCGCGCCCCCUGUACUGGAGCUGAAAGAGCGUCUGAAGCCGGAGCUGCUCGAGCUGAUCCGUCAGCAGAGACUCAACCGACUGUGUCAGGGAACCAAGUUCAGGAAGAUCAGCAGCCGACGCCGACAGGAUAAACUGUGGUACUGCCGCUUGUCACCCAAUCACAAAAUGCUUCACUACGGCGACGUGGAGGAAGACAUGGACAAUCCCACGAUAGAAACACUGCAAGAGAAGAUUCCAGUAGCAGAUAUCAAGGGGCUGCUGACGGGAAAAGACUGUCCUCACAUGAAGGAGCACAAAGGCAAACAGAACAAGGAGGUGCUGGACCUGGCAUUUAGCCUCACAUAUGCAGAAGAGUACAGUCUGAACUUCAUCGCACCCUCCAGAACUGAUUUCUGCCUGUGGACGGACGGCCUGAGCGUCCUCCUGGGCCGGGACAUGAGCAGUGAGUCCAUGCGCAGCGAGCUGGACAUCCUCCUCUCUAUGGAGAUUAAGCUCCGCCUCCUGGACCUGGAGAACGUCCCCAUCCCCGACAGUGCGCCCGUCGUCCCCAAACCUCCGAGCAACUACAACUUCUGCUACGACUUCAGCCAGACUGAGCAGUAGAGUGUGUGCACAGGCUGGAUGUGUGAAUGUGUAAAUAUAUAUAUAAAUAUAUGUGUGUGUGUGUGUGUUUGUGUGUGUAUGUGGUGAGAUUUUACCAGUGCAUCCGUGCACUUAUUAACAGAUUUAUAAUCCUGACAGUAGAGGUUUCCUCUGUGGCCUGUUUCUCUACAAUGAAAACAUGGAAACUCUUAAAACUACAGCAGCGGGUUGUUGGUACGAAUCUUCACCACGCGUCUUAUCAGCUGCUCUGAUGCUGCAGAUCAUCGCUUCUCAUCUGGGGAAGUUUGACUUUUUUUUUCUGACUUCCAUCUCUUGAUGUUCAGCUGCCUGGGAACUUCCAGAAACAACAGAGACUCCGGCUGCUUGCACACAUGCACUGAAGUCUGCACAUUCUCCUACAAUCCUCCGCAGGGCCUGCAUGUUAGAAGUCACAUGUCCGAGUCAGUCGCUCCGGACACUUUACACAACCUGUCCUUCCAGCCCCCUGGUAAAAUGUCCGUGUGAACCCAAGUGAGAAUACAGUGAGAAAAGGUCCGGAAAGUUCCAAAGUGAGCAAGCGGCCGUGUUGAUGAAGUUUCUAAUAAGCGACGGACGGGUUUCCAUAUGAAAACAAGGCGUCAUAGAGGACCCUCAUGAAGUUGUCAAAUUGGAAGGACAAUGAGAUCACAGAGCUUUUGGCUGAGGCCAGUGAGGAUGAGCUGUGAACAGAAACACGCGACUUCCGCAGCAUAAUUUAUACGUCAUGUCCCGAAGGCUCCGGACAUUUUCCUGUAGUAGUGAACUCGUCUGACCCGGACAAUCUCCUGCUGCCUUCUUUUUCCAGAGUUCAUGUCUGACAACAGCUUUUGACAAAAGAGAUUCUCGAUGUUUGCUCCAGUAAUGGUACUCUAAAAUUUAAUUUUUCAAAUCAGUUUUAUAUUUCUAAAUACACCUCAAACUCUGCAUGGUACUUGGAGUGUUCCUGGCUGCUCAUCACUGCUCGAGGAUGUAGAUGUUUUCUAUCUGGUUGUGCACAUUUAUCUUAUAUUCCUUUCUGCCGUUUCAGUUUUUUUUUUUUAAACGGGCAUUAACUAUUACACUGAUUUCUCAAAAUGUGGUACAUUAGACUCAUUUUCAACACGUUACAUAGAAAUAUAAUAUUUUGCUUAAAUAUACCUUUGGGUACUCGCCUGCAGAUCCCAGUGGCUCAGUGAUGAUGGAGCAGAUCUGUACGACAUUUCUUUUAAAGCAAUGCAGAUUCUCAAAAGGUACCAAGCUGACUUCUUCCCCCUCGCUCUCAUCAAGAGCAUCCAUAAGCAUUUGUGCAAUUGUCACAUUCAACAGUUUGACAAUUAGAAAACAACUUGAUCUUUAGAUUUGUCUUGAAUUAAAUCUAAAGCGUGGUCAUGUUAUAAAAAGGUACUUGUUCUAAUGUGAUGCUCAGUCACCUCAAGCUUUCAGUAGCUUCUCAACAACUGACAGUUCUUCAGUAUAUCACAGUGUGUUUGAGUGUUUUCUGCCAUUUUGUGGCAUCAGGUCAUUUCUAUUCAGCAGAAUUUCCUCUGCAGUGCGUUCCUGACACCACCCCCCCACACACCUCUGAUGAUAUCCACUUUGAAUCCUGCGCUUUUUGGUGAAUUCACAUGAAUAAACAGUUUGAUUUAUACA